UUUAUUUGUGUGUCUGGCAGAAGGAGCCGUCAGCUGUGGAGGUUAUCGGCUCUCUUUACCGUCCUGGUUCAAAAUAAAGACCCGAGAAAAAAAAAAGCAAGGGAUCCUCGGCAACCGGACGGGAGAUGGAUAACAGUAAACGGACUGUGGUCGUUACAGGUUUUGGGCCAUUUGGAGAGCACACGGUGAACGCCAGCUGGGUAGCAGUACAGGAACUGAAGAAGCUCGGACUGGGCAGUGAGGUGGAUUUGCAUGUAUCCGAGGUUCCUGUAGAGUACCAGACAGUCCAGAGUUUGGUUCCUUCACUGUGGAAACAGUAUCAUCCACUGUUGGUAGUUCAUGUUGGAGUCUCAGGUAUGGCCACCACUGUCACACUGGAGAAGUGUGGCAGGAAUCAUGGCUACAAGGGCCUGGACAACAGCAGCUUCUGUCCUGAUUCACAGUGUUGCAUUGUGGGAGGCCCGGACUGUAUCAACUCAGUUAUUGACAUGGAAUCAGUCUGCAAGAGAGUGACUACCUCGGGGCUGGGAGUAGCUGUGUCCGUCUCCAAAGACGCCGGAAGGUAUCUCUGUGAUUUCACCUACUACACGUCUCUGUACCUGAGCCACGGUCGCUCUGCCUUCAUUCAUGUGCCUCCUCUCGGAAAGCCUUACAGCGGGGAAGACCUGGGCCGUGCGCUGCAGGCCAUCAUCCGGGAGAUGCUGGAGCUUCUGGACCAGGCCGAGGAGAAGAUCCACUGCCAGCAGCACUUCCACUAAGUGACCGCCAGAUGCCAACCAGCCUCUCCAGCCUUCACCACUCAAGAAAUUGCACUUAACCACAAGUAGCCAAACUUCCUUUUUUCAGCAUUUGUUUUAGGUUUUUGCUUAAUGUUUUGCCUGAUUCUGUUCUGUUUUUAUGUCUUCUGAUGGAGAGAAGAUAAAAUGGGGGUCUCAAGACAACCCUCAGUUACGCUGUAAUGGAAGCUUUUGUCCCACUUCUAUGGAAACAAAUGUGAAAAAACUUAGGUUCACUAAGAAAACACAGAAGAAAAGUGCUGCUCAUAUUUGUUAAUAUGCAGAGGGUCUGCCAUAUGACAGAUAUUACAACCUAUAACCCCAAAUGUGACUUAGGGUUAUUGAAAUGAUUAUAGAAGUCACAUUUGGAUCUGUAAAAUGUACUCUACAGUUUUUGACUUUCAUAAUGCUUCAUCCUCAAAUUUAGAGUUUCACUCACUCAUAAUAUGUUUCAUUCAACAGGUGUUUGCACCUGAAUGUCUAUAAAUGAUUAAUGUACAUGAUACAUUAUGGUUUUAAGUAGGAAUGUUUAGCAGUAAACUGUGUUUGCUAAUUUCAGUUUCCUUUUAACUACCUUCUAACUGUGCUGUUCCACACUCGAUGUUGAAUUGUUUCUUGAUUCUUUUUUCUUUAUAAGAAGUUGUAAAUUUGCCUUCUUUUACAAAGGUUAUUUAAAUCAGGGAACGGGUUGGUUCCAGCUCAUAUUCCCCCAGUUUUUCGGCCCAAUUCUGACAGAAAACCCCUAAAUCCACCCCAUUGAGAUCUGACCCCAGGCUGUGCAAUGUUAUUUUACAGAUCUCAAGUUCAGUGAUUUAGUUGCAGGUUUUUCAGAAUUCUGUUUUCUCUUUACAACUUUUCAGAUAGUAUUAAACAAGAGUUUCCUGUUAUAAGUCUAAAUUGUACAACCAUAAAUAUUCUUUUUAAAUAACCAACACAUCUUUUCACUCUUGUUCACUUAAUGAGUUUCUUACUGAAUUGUGUGUCAAGGAUCUGACUGCAGAUCCUUUUUACUGAUUUGAGACAUCCAUGUGUAAAGUUGUCUGUUUCAGCAUAAUUUUACCAACACGCACAACUUUUUUAUCUUAAACUGUGAAGAAAACCUGCAAUUUGUUUCGUUUUUGUUUUUUUACAUUUUGCAACAUUUCAAGACCAAAGUUUUUCUUUUUUCCUACAAUUGUGCAUCCGUAAUUAUUCAUUCUUGAUUAAGGCUUUCGGUUGUUCCAUUCAUCAAAUCAGAUAGACACUCAGUUCAGUCAGAGUUGGGCCCAUAAUUUUAUUUCUGUAGCACUUUCUUUUUUUGUUUGUCCAUUUUUACUUAAUCUGGAAUAUUUUUGUUUUCAGUCACUUUAACUUGCUAUAGCUUUUCAGACAUACACACAUGCAUUUGUAACAUUUUAUCCCCCAGUAAUAAUAAUUAAAUAUGUGAGGUAAGCUUUAUUUUCCUGAGCUUUUGUUUGUUCUGACAUUUUAAACAAACUGCAGCAGCUUCUGUCACUGUGUUUGUGAUGGUGCCACUCCCAGAUGAAAAUGUUCUGUGUUCUGUCUUUUUUUUUUUUUAAAUUCUUAUUGGAUUGUUUUCCAUUUCACUGUGUGGGCCAGUGUUUUCCUGCCUGCUGAGAUAUCAUAACAGCCCAUGCCUCCUCUUACAUCUUCAGUUUGAUCAGUUUUUUUUAAUAGAGAUUUUAGCUUUGAAUGGUCUACAUUUGUAAUGUAUGUUGUUAACUGUCACAGCUAGUGUUAGGAAACUAACUGAACAAUGUGCUUAGCGUUGCAACAGUAGAGGUCUCAUGGCCUUUCCUUGAGUUCUUAGUUAAAUGUUUUUUAACCUGAGUCAAGCAAGUUGGUGCCAGAGAGUUUGAGUAAAUUGUCAUUAUUUUUAGCAGUGUGUGUGUGACUAAUUGAUAUUUCAUGUCAUGGUUUGUACCCCAAAGUAGCAUCCUGGAGCACUGAGCUGAACAGAAGUGAACCUAAAUUUUAUCGUAGCAUUUGUCAUUCAGAUUACAUCUGGGUUAUGUGGUUGUAAAAUCUCUUAUGGAAUUGUUGAAAUGAUGGGCAAAUUUUAAUUAGCUUUCAGGUGAUGAUAUUUUACUUUGUGUCUUUGUGAAUGCUAAAAAGUGAAAGGGUUGUUGAGGAGCUGCUCCUAAAAAUGUCUGCUCACAAAAGUGAAAGCCUCAAGUUUACAUAUGAGGUGACCUCUGAACCUGACUCUUUCCUGUGCCUUGCUGUUGUUUUGUGUUAUGAAAAGGCCUUAAAAAAAACUCAGCGGGUCAGUACAAAGAUAUAUUACUGAUGCUGUCCAGUCAGUCAGAUGUGUGGCUACCUCAAAAAUACUUUUGUAUCUCAGUGUGUGCUCUGUUUUACAAUAACAUUAUGGCUCUGUGAUUUAUUGUGAGUUUCUCUGUUUAGGGAGAAUCCUCGGACAGGUGUCUUCUGCUUCUGACAUUAACAAAGCACUGUUACAAUAAGUAAUCUUGGCUUUGUAAAAGGAAAGGCUUUUUAAAAAAGAGAAUUAAAGAAUUACAAGGAC
This is a messenger RNA of Micropterus salmoides (largemouth bass), 3303 nucleotides long. Its product is annotated as pyroglutamyl-peptidase 1-like. Bases 126 to 758 code for a protein of 210 amino acids. NCBI's taxonomy places the organism in Eukaryota, Metazoa, Chordata, Actinopteri, Centrarchiformes, Centrarchidae. Gene Ontology annotation, cellular component: cytosol. Gene Ontology annotation, biological process: proteolysis. The record is from RefSeq and is a predicted model, not a curated record. The transcript has 5 exons. Gene Ontology annotation, molecular function: pyroglutamyl-peptidase activity.